AUGGCCUCAUAAUUGAACGCUUUCCGGAAGUGGCGGUGAGUGCUACGCUUCUUGGAAGAUGGCGGCGAUGUUUACGUGUUGUCUAAACUGCUGCGGAGAUGGAGGAGCUGGACAUGUCCAACUUAAAGAAAUGCCCACGGUUCAGUUAGAUACUCACCGCAUGGGAACAGAUGUUGUCAUAGUGAAGAGUGGCCGGAGGAUAUGUGGCACUGGAGCAUGCCUGGCCAAUGCUCCUCUGCACCAGAACAAAAGUUACUUUGAGUUUAAGAUACAGUCCACUGGUGUAUGGGGAGUGGGUGUCGCCACGCAGAAAGCCAAUCUCAAUCAAGUGCCUUUAGGGCGAGACUGCCACAGCCUCGUCCUGAGACAUGACGGCUGUGUCGUGUACAACAAUGAGGAGAAGAACCGCCUGCCUGCCAACAAUCUCCCUCAGGAGGGCGACAUAGUGGGCAUCACGUAUGAUCACGUGGAGAUGAACUUGUAUUUGAAUGGAAAGAAUAUGCAUUGUCCCGCAUCGGGGAUACGAGGCACCGUGUCACCCGUUGUCUACGUGGACGACAGCGCCAUCUUAGACUGCCAGUUCAGCGACUUCUACCACACGCCUCCCCAAGGGUUCGAGAAGAUCCUCUUCGAACAACAAAUCUUCUAAACGAGCGCCUUUAUGAUCGCUGUCGUCGCCCUCACGUACCGUAAACACGUUUCGAUUGUGAUUUGCCAAUUUUCUCCGGCGGACGCCUCCCCAACAGUCCCGAAUAACGUGUUCUCGAAAUGUGUCGAUGUGUGAUGUCGUACUCAUUUAAAAGGCCUUUAAGAGUGGGCACAAUGAUCAGGUUAAUGAUAAUGUUAGCAGGGUUAAUGAUCAAUUGUAACACUUCCAGUAGCCUCUUAGAUUUUCCGAAAUUGGAUGUUUUCUGGAUCACAAGCCAUUUCUCGGGCUUAACGGUUUAAAUAAAGGCCGGCACUGACAUACAAUUAUAUAUUUAUUUUAUUUACAGAUCAAACUUUAAGCAAGUUUCCAUUCUUUAAUGGAUUGAUCGCUUUUCCAUUGCCUGAAUUCAUGAGGUUAAUCAAACAUGGAAUACAGUGUUUUAUGUUUGUGUUGAACUGACAGAAAAUCAAGACAUUUCGACAAACGCCUCCAAAGCUCCUUAUGUAUAUGUAUAUCUUGAAAAUCGUGUAUGGCUUAUUUAUUCUCCAAUAUAUGAGUACUAUCAGAAAUGGUGGCGCUCGGCUCUUAAAGUGAGAUGCCGUACGGUUCAUAUUGUUGCAAGUCUGCCGCCGAAAGUUCCAAUUACGUACUUGUCUUUGUUUGCACUAAGCAUUUGAUUGUACAUGAAAAUCCAAAUACUGUUGAACGAUUAAACAUUUGUGUC
Messenger RNA from Corythoichthys intestinalis (scribbled pipefish), 1373 nucleotides. Its product is annotated as SPRY domain-containing protein 7. The record is from RefSeq and is a predicted model, not a curated record. Bases 59 to 649 code for a protein of 196 amino acids. Lineage: Eukaryota; Metazoa; Chordata; Actinopteri; Syngnathiformes; Syngnathidae. The transcript has 5 exons. Gene Ontology annotation, molecular function: protein binding.